UAUAAUUUAGGUUAUAAAUUGUCUAUGGUGUAUCAUCAAAACAAUUUGAGAAAUACGAAAUAGCGAUAAUUUUUUUAUUUAAAAUAAGAUACAAAUUACUGUUCUCAAAACUAGACGACAUUAAAAAUGGCUGAAAUAUUCAAGCAUAUCUAUCCUUCAAAAUAUUUUAAUGACUACAUAUCCCGAAAUGUUCGACCGGAUGGUAGAAAAUUCGAUGAACAUCGUGAUGUUAAAGUUAACAUAAAUGCAAUCACCUCAGCAGAUGCGUCCGCCGCUGUGAAAUGUGGAAAUAGUACAGUUGUAUGUGGGAUAAAAUUGGAACUAGCAAAACCCAAAGCAGAGGAACCUGAUACAGGAUUUUUAAUAUCAAAUGUUGAGCUUUUGCCAUUAUGUUCUUCAAAAUUCCGCCCCGGACCUCCUUCAGAUCAUGCACAAGUUAUAAACAAUAUCGUUUCGGAUAUAGUGAUGAACUCAAAAUGCAUAGACUUAAAAGAUCUAUGUCUUGUGCAUGAUAAACUUGCUUGGGUUGUGUACUGCGACUUAGUCUGUUUGGACUAUGAUGGCAGUAUUGUGGAUGCUUGCAUCGUCGCCAUAAUGACAAGUUUAAAAACAUUAUUGUUACCAUCUGUGAGUUUUGAUGCAGAAACAGAAGAAGUAAAGGUAGAUACCAGUGCAAGAUUACCUCUCAAAAUACACGGAUUACCAGUUGCCACUAGUUUUGGUAUUUAUGAACACAUACCAAGGAAUAUAGUGUUAGCUGACCCAUCAGCCUAUGAAGAAGAAAUGUGUGGUGGUGUUGGAGCCAACCUAAUAGUGUGUUGGAAUAAGGGGCUCUUCUGUGGCAUACAAAAGUUUGGCGGUAGCAAUUUAUCAACAGAAGAUGAAAAAAGGACCUUAGUCUUGGCAAAAGAAAUAAGUAAACUGGUUGAAGGUGUGAUUGAAACAUGUAUAAAAAAUGAUAAAGUUAAAUAAAUGGCUAUUAAGUAUUUUAUUU
Pararge aegeria (speckled wood butterfly) is the source of this 994-nucleotide messenger RNA. Its product is annotated as exosome complex component RRP43-like. Lineage: Eukaryota; Metazoa; Arthropoda; Insecta; Lepidoptera; Nymphalidae. Bases 127 to 972 code for a protein of 281 amino acids. Gene Ontology annotation, biological process: nuclear mRNA surveillance; U1 snRNA 3'-end processing; U4 snRNA 3'-end processing. The record is from RefSeq and is a predicted model, not a curated record. Gene Ontology annotation, cellular component: cytoplasmic exosome (RNase complex); nuclear exosome (RNase complex). The transcript is spliced from 5 exons.